Messenger RNA from Lecanosticta acicola, 1272 nucleotides. NCBI's taxonomy places the organism in Eukaryota, Fungi, Ascomycota, Dothideomycetes, Mycosphaerellales, Mycosphaerellaceae. The record is from the annotation of a GenBank genome assembly.
AUGUUGCGCGCCCUUGCUCCCUCCCGGAUUUUACGCUUCCACCAUACACGGCUUCAACGGGCCAAAACCUUCCAAGCAUCUACGGGACACCUGUGUCUCACAGCUCAAGCUCGAACGCUCUCCACGAGUGGAGCAACUGGAGAUGCUGAUGGCAGAGCAACCAUUCGCAGGUUCCCCAGCCACCAGAGGAAGCCCCAGCAGCGGCAACCCGAGCAGCGGCAAUAUGAACAGGAUCUUUACAAUUACUAUAUGGAGAAACCUAGGCUCCGCAACCCGAACGCUAUCGCUUAUGUCCCAUGUCGUUGGGUGGAGGGGAUAGUCGUUGGAGAGCUUGUGAGAGAGCUACCUGCAAAGAUCGUGCGCCAUCCGGCUGCUGUACUUGAGAAUCAGGACAGUAGCAUACAUCAUGUACGCCUGGCUCUAGAGCUCUUUAUUGCCCGGUCAGGCCAAGAGCAGCAACGUUUUGUGGCUGCAGAACUUGGUUUGCGGACGCUCCAUUGGCUGCUUAGCCCGAGCUCCUUGGAGAAGUAUGACUUGCUCGCCGAAACACACUUGCUACGAAACCUGAUUUACUGCAUCGAGGCGGAGAAAGGGAGCGAUUAUGUUCACACGUGGCUCCAGACCGCCUAUACUCCAGCAUAUGCCCGGGAUUGGGGCAUCAACGGUCAGAGACACUGGAAGACUUGGGUCUUACGGCAGCUAGUAGAGGCGGUCCAGCAUUGGCGUGGGAUACAGCCUGCAAUCAUUGAAUUCUUGCGUGCGCGCGACUUCAACGAGGGUACUCCAACGGACUCUGUCGCCUAUACACCGCUCAAACAUGCCGGACUGUAUAUCUUUUGGCUCCUGGUCGGUAGCAAUGCACCGAAUCUGCCUGCCGACCUGUACGACCGCUUUCUCCAGAGCACUAAUUCAUGGCUGACGCCAGGCUUUGAAGCACAGAGGACUGUAACCGCUCUGAGAAUGUCGCAUCCCACUUCCCCAGAUCCGCUUCCGUUUUAUCAAAUGCUGCGGCACUUGUCGAGCCGGCCAGACUUGCCAUUCGAGAUGCGGCCAGCUACAAGCGAGCCAUCUCGAGCUGAGCAAAGGUGGUUCCUAUCAAUCGUGACUGCCAUGAGACUGCUAGACGCGCAAGGCGAGAAGUCGAAAUCGCGAUGGAUUUUCGAAUACGGAAGAUCAAAGCUGCCCGACCGUUUUCAAGGGUCACCGGUCCGUAGUUCGUUCAGCGCGGUGCGAACCAGGAGGACUGGACCGGCUGUUCAAGGAUCCGCAUAA